Triticum urartu is the source of this 1290-nucleotide messenger RNA. RefSeq names its product ras-related protein Rab-2-B. Lineage: Eukaryota; Viridiplantae; Streptophyta; Magnoliopsida; Poales; Poaceae. Gene Ontology annotation, molecular function: GTP binding; GTPase activity. The record is from RefSeq and is a predicted model, not a curated record.
GAUCCAAAAACGUGCCCGUCCUCGGCGGGUCUACAAGCCGACUAGUUUCAUCAUCACAGUCCAGUUCGCUGUGCAUCCACGGGAAGUCGGCACCCCAUCUUUGGAGAGCUCGGAGCUGGCUUGCUCCCACCGUCCUGGUCGGCCGAGGGACAGCGACAUUCCGAUUUCGAAAUCAAUAACCCGCACGCGACCGCUGCCUGGCUAAAUCGCCGAAGCGAACCGCCCCCAGAUCAAGAUCAGUCCACCACGUAGCCCACGUCUCCUUCCUCCCGAAGUAAACAGAGUUGGAAAUCCCCCCUCUCUCUCCCUCGUCGCUGCUCCUCUCCAAAUCCCCUGAACCCGCCUCUCCCCGGAGGAACCGCGGCGGAGGAGAGAUGUCGUACGCCUACCUCUUCAAGUACAUCAUCAUCGGCGACACAGGUGUCGGCAAGUCGUGCCUGCUGCUGCAGUUCACCGACAAGCGCUUCCAGCCCGUCCAUGACCUCACCAUCGGCGUCGAGUUCGGCGCCCGGAUGAUCACCAUCGACAACAAGCCCAUCAAGCUCCAGAUUUGGGACACGGCAGGCCAAGAAUCAUUCAGAUCGAUAACUAGAUCGUACUACAGGGGAGCUGCUGGCGCUCUUUUGGUUUAUGACAUCACCAGGAGGGAAACCUUUAAUCAUCUUGCAAGCUGGCUGGAAGAUGCAAGGCAACAUGCAAAUGCUAACAUGACAAUAAUGCUAGUUGGAAACAAAUGCGACCUAUCUCAUAGGCGUGCCGUGAGCUUCGAGGAAGGCGAGCAGUUCGCCAAGGAGAAUGGUCUCAUCUUUAUGGAGGCGUCUGCAAAAACUGCACAAAAUGUCGAGGAGGGCUUUGUCAAGACUGCUGGAGCAAUAUAUAAGAAAAUUCAGGAUGGUGUCUUCGAUGUAUCUAAUGAGUCCUAUGGAAUCAAAGUUGGCUAUGCAGUUCCUGGCCAAGCUGGAGGUGCUGGUGCCUCGUCUUCCCAAGGUGGCAGCUGCUGCGGCUAAUGGAGCAAUCCAUGAUCAAUGAUGUACAAAAUCGCAUGGCAUGUGUUACAAUACCUGUUACAUUAUUUCGAGUUGCCGAGUGAUUGUAACUCCAGGGUGCUUUGUUAUUUCACGCGCCUAUGGAUUAUGUUCCAGUAAGCUAGUCAAAAUAGGUUCAGUUCAUUUCCUUAUACUGUAUACAAUCACUGUAAUCCAUCAGAUGCUUCCAGUCGUGUCAUGUAGGAUUCAUGAAUUGUAUCCAUUUGCAUGUGUGAUUAAAUAAGAAUGUAUGAUUCAAUGUGUA